AUGCCGCGACGGGCGAUUGCUACGACAAACCAGAAUGUCGCGUUCCUAAAGCACCUUGCCGACCGCGAGAACAAGAAUAGAGAUGCCGAACGGCCGGAACCUUUGUCGGCCGAGCAACAUGCUUCUCUCCGCAACAAGCUCAAGGAUGUUGACUUCAUCCGACCAAAGCUAUCGCAGGAGACUGAAAUCAACAUUGGGGGGAUCUUGGGAAAGUGGAAGCGGUAUUGCGCCGAUCAGAAACUCGGUGGGUGGAGAGAGGCCCUUGAUAGCCUUACCCGAGAGACGACGAUGAGUUUUUUUCUAUACGUUGGCGAGCGGUCAAACCUUCGCUCUUCGGGGUCCUCGAGAGUGUACAUCCGCCAAUUCCAGCAGCUAUACACCACUGCCACUGGCCACUACAUGGACCGUAACGAUGUGAAAGAAGUGUAUAAGUUUCACGACCGCGUCAUCGUCCCCCGUUUCAACUUGAGAGCACCGAACACAGAUGGGAAGCCAGUCCUUGGCGUGGAAGACCUCCGAGCUAUUCUAACCUUCAAUAUCGCUUACGACAUGGGCAUCUUCCAGCUCGAACGGCAGCGCGUCCAACUGGCCGGAUGCUAUCAGAUUCUGUGCUAUACAGGAGCACGGCCUGGCGAGCUCGUUCAGAACGAGAGAAAAAAACCCCAAGAUGGGUCCGUAGAUGAACUCUUCAAAACCCGAGGCCUCGAAUCGACAAACGCUAGGCACCACAACAGCCCGAAGAGUAUCGAGGGUGACGACGAGGUGGGAGCCGAGGAUGAGGACUCGCUGCUGCUCAACGGGCUUCUGCUCCAGGAGACUGUCGGUCGCGGUCGCCCAAAGGCUUUGUGCUACGAGGAUAUCCUACUCAUGAUCGUUCGGCACCCUGUGACAGGUGCACCCACACCAGCAAUGGCGAUUAAGUUCGUUCAUCACAAGGGAGCAGACAACAAACCGAAGCCGACUAUUUUCUAUUUCACUCCGGCCAAGAAGCUCAUCUUCUGUGCGGUCAGCACCAUCAUUGCUCUGGCUCUUCACGACCACGCCUUCGACGCCGCGAGUUUGACGUCCGCAUCCCGGAUACUACGAGCCCAGAUACGAGGUCCUACCCAGUGUACCCCGCUACGUUGGAAGGCAUCUAUGCUCAAGACUCCCGUCUUUCGACGCAUUCAUGGCACACAGCUGGCGGCGGACGAGGCCAUGCCAUACUCUAAGUUACGGGAUGAUAUGGGCCGGCAAAGUCUUGACGCUGGCUUUGAGAAGCGUUGGACUCCGCGCUUUGCACGAAGAGGAGCAGCGAAUGCGGCGAACGGAAAUGCUCCCGACGCCGUGCGUGAUCAGAUGAUGCGCCACGAUCCCAAAUUUGCAACCUUCCACAAUGCCUAUAUCAAUCAGAAUGUCAACUUCGACCUGCAGAAUACAUUUCUAGAGGAGGAUGCUGAAAACCAGAUGUACAAACUAUUCGCGCACGUCAGCCUAACACGCGACCCUCGCGCCACAAGCAACAUGGUUCCUGUGGAACUUUGGAACGACUUGGAACCCGAUCGCGCCAUUGUCAAAAUGCAGCGACGCCGGGCAGAACUCAAAGACGGCCGAUAUCGCAUAAAAGGUAAGGAUAAAGAGGCUGAGAUCCGCAUGCUCACCAACCAAAUCCGCUUGAUGGAAGCUCGACGCGAUUCACACAUCGUCAAGGAAUAUCGCGAUUACUAUUUCCACAACCGUCCUACAUGGGACAUCGAGGCACAAGCCCGUGGCGAAGAGCAAGAAGAGUAUGUGGAGCCGGAAAUCGACCUACGGAUUCCCGAGCGUAGGCGUCUCGCCGAGAUUUUGUGCCAUCAGUCCGAUGAUUGGACGCAGGACGAUGUGUUACAGCAAAGGAUCGAGGCCAUAGACCUAAUGGUGGUCUUAUGCGACAAGAGAGAAUCAGCCAAACGGAAUCGCCUCCGGCCACGGGCUCGCGCGGAACCACCUGUUGCAGAAGAUGUCCACCCGCCGAUGACGGUUCCCCUUGUUUUGAAUGCGAAACAAUGUCCUGUCUGCGUUGGCGACGAGCGGCUUCCUUUGGAAGAGCGGACUUUCAAGUACUGCCGGACAACAGUCAGGAAUGAUCAUUUUGAUGACCAGCACCUUGAGGAACGAGAGCGCACUGUGACAAACGGCGGGGUUAUCCGAUGCAACCAUCCUCAGUGUCGGGAUGAGCCACGCUUCCAAAAAAUGGAAUCGCUAGAUGCUUUCCGGAAUCAUGUGCGGGUCAAGCAUGGGGUUUCACUCAGGACUACAGUCCAGGUUGCGCAAAGACGCGAGGACAAAGCACGCCAUAGACGAAUGAGACAAGGGUUUGUUUGA
This is a messenger RNA of Colletotrichum tamarilloi, 2343 nucleotides long. Its product is annotated as FluG domain-containing protein. The coding region runs from base 1 to 2343 and encodes 780 amino acids. NCBI's taxonomy places the organism in Eukaryota, Fungi, Ascomycota, Sordariomycetes, Glomerellales, Glomerellaceae. The record is from RefSeq and is a predicted model, not a curated record. The transcript has 5 exons.